UCCUUUAAUAUAAUUCUAGUACUCACAUUCUUAAUAUCCUCUCUCUCUCUCUCAAGAUCAAACUCCAUGGCUGACUUAGUGGUUGUUGGUGCUCUUCUUUCUGGUUUUAUCAAUGUCCUCUUUGAUAAGCUUGCUUCUGAACAAGUCCUUGACUUUUUUCGAAGAAGAAAACUCAAUCUCGAGCUGCUCGAAAAGUUGAAGACUAUGUUGAUAUCCACUAAUGUGUUGCUGAAUGAUGCUGAGGAGAAACAACUUGGAAACAACAACGUGAGGAAUUGGCUUGAUGAGCUUAAACAAGUAUUGUACGAAGCAAAUCACGUGAUGGACAAAAUCAGUACUGAAGCUCUGCGACGAGAGAUGGAGAAGGAUAAGCUCAAAAGCACAACAAGUAAGUCCUUGAGCUUAGUUAAAAAGUUUUAUAAUCCAUUUGAAAUAGCUGUGAAAUCUGAAAUAGAGAAGAUCCUUCGUAGAUUGAAGUUGCUUUUAGAUCAAACAAAACACCUUGGUUUACAAAAUGUUGACCAUAAAACAACUUUACAUAGACCACAUGCCCCUUUGUUAGAUGAUUCACAAGUUUAUGGAAGAGAGGGUGAUAAAGAGGCUAUUCUUAAGCUAUUGAUGUGUGAUGAUGAUGUUGACCCUAAGAUCUCUGUUAUUCCUAUAGUAGGGAUGGGUGGAAUUGGCAAAACUACUCUUGCUCAGAAUGUAUAUUAUGAUACUAGUGUCCAAGAACACUUUUCUUUGAAAGCAUGGGUAACUAUAUCUGACAAUUUCGAUGUUCUUAAAAUAACAAAAAUUAUUUUGGAGAAGAUCACUGAAAAAAGAUAUAAAACGAAUGAGCUCCAUCAACUUCAAAAAGACUUGAAUGAUGUUUUGGCUGGGAAGAAAUUUCUUUUUGUUCACGAUGAUGUAUGGAAUGAAAAUUACGAGUUGUGGGAUCUUUUGAAAAGCUCUUUUCAAUCUUGCGCACGAGGAAGUAAGAUUAUUGUCACCACACGUAAUGAAGAUGUCGCACUGAAGAUGAAGACCAGAGAUGUUCAAACUUACCAGCUUAAAAAGAUGUCUGAUGAUGAAUGUUGGAAGUUAUUUGCAGAUCAUGCAUUUGAUAAUGUAGGCUCUAACGAGGUGGUGUUGUCCGAGUUCCAAGAAAUUGGAAGAGAAAUUGUUAACAAGUGUAAGGGCCUUCCUUUAGCUGUAAAGUCGAUGGCUGGUCUUUUACGAUCUAUGUCAACUCCUGUCGAGUGGAGACAUGUACUGCUGAGUGAUGUGUGGGAGUUUCCCAAUUCUCACAAUAUCGAAAUUGUUCCAGCUUUGUGGUUGAGUUACCGACUUCUGCCUUCUUAUUUAAAACCAUGUUUUUCCUAUCUUUCAAUAUUUCCCAAAGACUACAAUUUUGGUGAUAUUGAUAGAGAAAAACUGAUUUUAAUAUGGAUGGCAGAAGGCCUUUUGAAACCUCAAAAAGAAAAAAGAAUUGAAGAUGUUGGAGAAGACUACUUGAAUGCUUUAAUAGCAAGAUCAUUUUUUCAAAGAAACACAAGAGAUCAUUCUCUUUUUAUGCAUGAUCUGAUGCAUGAUCUAGCUAUGUAUGUAUCAAGUCAAUGUUGUUUUAUUUAUGAUAGUUGUAAGGACUUGCACAAGCCUAGUAGCAAAACUCAUCAUCUAUCAUACAUGAAAGACUUGAAAGAUACAAUACAGUUUGACAGCUUGUCUAGAGUGAAGCAUUUGCGUAGCGUGUUGGCUUUACCAAUGUCAGUGAUAUACUCUACAAGAAAGACCAGCUUAACACAUGAAAUUGUUGUAAAGGAUGGAGGAUGCUUAAGAGCACUUUCUUUAUCAGAAUCUUAUAUCCAAGAGUUGCCUAAUUCAAUUGGAAAUUUAAAAUAUCUCAGGUAUUUGGAUGUAGGCGGCACAGCAAUAAAAGAACUACCUGCUUCAAUUUGUGUGUUGUACAAUUUGGAAACAUUGGUAUUGACAUAUUGUAAAACACUCACACAAUUACCCACCAACAUUUCAAAGUUAAUCAACCUGCGCCAUUUAAUGAUGAGAGACACUUGUUUGAAAGAGAUGCCGCCAAGGAUUUGUGAUAUGAUGAAUCUUCAAACGUUGAGUGAUUUUGUUUUGUGUGAAAAUGACGGAUCUAGGAUCAAAGAGCUGAGUAAGUUGGAGAAUUUGCAUGGAAGCUUGCAGAUUUCAGGCCUUGUACAUGUUAAGGAAGUGAGUGAUGUUUUGGAAGGGAACUUGAAGAACAAAAAGAAUUUGACUGAGCUUAUUUUAAGAUGGAACGGUGAAGCAGAUGAUCCAGGAAAAGAAAGAGAAGUACUUAAUGCACUCCAACCACAUGAGAAUUUGAAGAAACUGAAAAUACAAGGUUAUAACGGCACAAACUUACCAGAUUGGGUAACACAAGCAUCAUUCUCUACUUUGGAAGAGGUUUAUCUAGAAUGUAAAAAUUGUUGCUUGUCUUUGUUAUCAUUUCAGCUACGACGUUCACUGAGAUAUCUUCAUAUAGCCUGUUGUCGAAGUGAUAUUCAGGGUAUUUCCUUAAAUAAGCCAUUUCCACUCUUAGCAAGAUUAGAGCUCGACGGAAUAACUACAUUGGACUGGUCUUUUACAAAUACAAGUGACCAAACAUGUGAGAUUUUUCCUUGCUUGAAGAAAUUAUAUCUAAGAAGUUGUGGGAAGAUAAAUAUGGCAUUACCUAUAGGUAACUUUCCAUCUUUAGAAUAUUUUGAAAUUCAAGAUUGUGAUGAAUUGGUGACUAUAUUUCCACCAAGUAACACUCAUAUUGAUGUUGCAUAUCCCUCCCUUAAAAAUUUGGUCAUAUAUACUUGUUCAAGGUUGGAGUCAUUUUCAGAAUUAGGAUUAUUGCCCUUUACUUUGAAACGUUUAUAUAUCACAGCAUGUGAUGUGCUCAUAGAAAAUCGCAUAAAAUGGAAUUUACAAAGACUCUCAUCGUUGACUGAGUUAGAACUUUGGUAUUAUGAAGGAGCCAUGGAUUCAUUUCCUGAAGAAUUGUUACUUCCACCAUCUUUAAGUUAUCUGAUGAUCGGUAGAUUUGAUAAGCUUACAACUCUGAAUGGCAAAGGUUUUCGCCGCCUCACUUCACUUCAACGAUUGGAACUUCUUGACUUGAGCAAGCUCGAGUGCUUACCAGAAGAAGGACUGCCCCAAACUCUUACUACUUUGAGGAUAGAACAAUGUCCUCUGUUAAGUGACAGGUGCAAGGAAAGAAUAGGGGAAGAUUGGCCCAAGAUUCAACACAUACCUAUCAUAUACAUAUCUUAGUAAUAAUGAGUCUCUUUUACUCAACAGAUCAAUGAGCUUCUUCAACUUUUAUCUCUUGAUGCUGCUGAUCUUGCCUUCAUGGGAAAUGUCUUUGGCUCGACUUUCAGAGGGUUGUCCCGUUUACUUGAUGUUGUUACGUUAGUUGGAUAGUUGGAUAGUUUGUCAUUUGUCUUAAAGAGUCUUUACAAACAUUGUUAGGUUAAUGUUCGAGUGAAACCUAUGGUGUGCUUAGAAUAAUAAUCUUGUACAUGAAGUGUAAUAGUUAUGCACUAAUUGCACUUUUUGUCUUUGGUUUGUGAGUGAUUUUCUUUUUUUUUUUUUUUUUUGGUUUAUCUUUACUUCUGCUGUGUUGUGUGAGAUUUGUAUUUUUUUUUUCUUUUGUUUUUGUGUUGUUUGUUACCACAAUAUUCUUCCGAGAGGAUUUUCAAUAAACUCGAAAAGAGAUCUUUAAUGGACA
Cannabis sativa is the source of this 3742-nucleotide messenger RNA. RefSeq names its product putative disease resistance RPP13-like protein 1. The record is from RefSeq and is a predicted model, not a curated record. Lineage: Eukaryota; Viridiplantae; Streptophyta; Magnoliopsida; Rosales; Cannabaceae. The transcript has 2 exons. Bases 67 to 3285 code for a protein of 1072 amino acids. Gene Ontology annotation, biological process: defense response to other organism. Gene Ontology annotation, molecular function: ADP binding.